GAACGAUGGAGGCGGAGCGGGUAAACGAGGUGAAGACGAAGACAGCGAUGGAGGCGGAAGCCCGGGAGGGGAAUUACGGCUAGAAGACAAGAGAAUAGAAGAAUAGACGCCUAGGCUUGGAAGGAACUGUUCGAUUAUGCUGUGUGUACUGGAUAGCUGGCUGGCUGCUGUGGAUGCUGCAGACGCUACAGUACACCGCGCGGGGAUGCGUAGAAUGUGUAGAUUCAUGGCGGCAAGUGAGAUGAGAUGAACAAGAGUAGUGAGUGAGUAAGAGAGCCGCUGGCGAGCAGGAUUAUAAUACUAUAAUGCACAUCUGCCCAUCCCUGCUUGCCCGCACCCCAUUCUUAUCAUCCCCCAUCCCUCCUUCCUUUUUAAGCCUGCUGUGUUCAUCUUGUUUCUCUUCUGCUUCUUCUUGCUUCCUCUGCCCAUACCCCCCGUGCCUCUGAACCUACUUUGCUGCGACUUGUGCGUGCUUUAUCUUAAGUAGAACGGGUGACUGCUUCUCCGUCUUCAGUAACAGUAGCUUUUUUAUGAACUUGUCUUGUGCUGUUCACGUUUGGUGUCCGUGAGUGUUGCGGAUAUCUUCCCUUUUGAGGGUUUGGUCUGCGUCGGAUCUGGAGGUCACGUUUUGAGCGAGAAAAGGUUGGUUUUGGUGGGUGCUAGGUCAAGGGGAACGAAGAGAGAGGGUUUUAGGGAAGCGCGACGGUGCCCGAUCUGGAACCUUGUGAUCUCUUUUGAUGGCUUGAGCUGUGGGUGGAAAGCCGGAAACAGGGUUUGAGUAGGAGUUGCUUAGGAUUUGCAGUGGAGAGUUGCGGAAUAAGCGUCAACAGGUGUGAGUUCACUCGUGAGAGUGCGUGCUGGCAUGCUCUGUCACAUGAGCACUGGAUGGUAGAACUAGAAUCGUCCAUGAUCUUCGCGUGCUCACUCCCGGUCUGCACUCCAUUCACUGGACCUUUGUUUUUGCCCCCUCAACGCGCGGAGACAUCAGAGCCUCACAACCCAUUAUCGAUCACUUGGAUCUAGUAGGGUCGAAUCUUGGAAAUGGAGACUGAAGAAGUCUAAAUGCAUGCGAUUUGCUGUUUGGGGUUUCGUUUUGAACUGGACUCAGAGUAACUUCAAUUACUUCAUCUUCUUGUGUGCUCCUUGUAUUAUUAAGCGCAUGCUCGGGUUAAUGUGAGCUGACUUACACGACUAGUGGUGAUAGUCUUCUUUUUGAGUCUUGCGUGUGGGAUGCGAAUGGCCAAAAUUUUGAGCCGCAGCAGACUGGGAUUUGUCAACUACGCGAGGAGAGCUAAGAAGAUGCGAGCUGGACAAUAGAUUGGCCGUUUCUGAGCGCUAUUCGUGCCGAGGGGUCGUGGAGUGUCUACUUCAGUAGUCAACCUUAAAGAUUCCUUGUGGCGUGAUUUCAGGGUUUCUUUUGCCUUUUAAAAUCGGUUGCUACCGCUAUAUUGUAGCGUGAUUCAGAUUGUGCGAAUAUGGAUGAGGCAACAGGAGCCUUGUGGGGUGCUUGUGACACACAGCCUAUACAACAUGUCGGGGUGUUCAAUAGUCCUGACAUCCCAGCCAGUUUGUUGCCUUAUCAUGCAGAGACACCGUUCCCCUGGGGAUCCGAACCAUGGGAUCUCCCAUCUCGGUCAGAUGACAUCACCUUGAUGUCUUCCUCUCUUGUUAACGAUGUCCCUGCCUACGAUUCUGUCAUGAACCUUCCCCGAGUGUCCGAAGAUGUACAUGACUUAGUUGGUGGAAAUUCCAAAUUUCGUCAAAAUGGGCAGUGGGGGCAGCCCGAGUUUACUUAUUCUGCCCAAGACCCCAUGCAAGAUCUCAUGAACAACCAGUUCAUACAGUACAAUUCACCUGUGCUAGCUUCAAACCAUCUCCCCCAGAAUUUCGCCACCUUGGAUUGCCCACAGGGAUUUAACAACAAAUCAUUUGGCACUAUAAAUCCCACAAUACACAACGGAGCGGUCCCGACCACUAAUGUACAGAAUUCUCAAUACAGGAGUCCAUUGAUGGUUCCAAAUUGUAAUCCCGUCACGAGCACAGAUGUUUCCAUAACUCAGUGUGGAGUUCCGAGUGUUCCAUCCCAAACAGCUCAGUAUGGGGGUUCGUCUAUGGUUUCUAACUCGAUGGAAAUGUUUGGUCAAGCUGCAACUCGGGGGAUAAUGAUCACAUCUGGAUUGGUUGGUGGGUGCAACCCAAACUUAGGUUUGAUGCAUCUUGCGAAACAACAACAUGCGCACUCUCUUCCUCCUAGCACCAAUAGAGAUGUAUCCACAUCUGAAGUGGGAUCGAGAAGCUCCGUUCCAAAUGUUGCUGGAGGAUCUUUUAAUUCGAGUCAGAAGGGCAGUGCAUCAGUGAUGAUGUCUUCACUUGCUGCUUCUUCUCACAUGCAUAAGAUGGACGCUGUAUCUGAGGAACCCAAGUUGGUUAGUUUUAACCCUGGUCCUUACGUUCCUGCGCAGAAACAGCAGCAAUCAGAACAGCAGGAUACGCUCUCGAACAGAAUAUGGGCGGACAAGACCAACCAAGGAAAGAUCAGUUCCUCGCCUAUUCCUAUUAUGGGGUUCGAACCAAGGCAACAACAAGCCAUGAGUAAGUCCUCCCCCGUUAGUAACCUGGGGUUUGAGCAUGGCAGGCAGGCAGCCAUGAGCAACUCCUCAUCUAUGAACAACAUGGGAUUCGAACAGCAGAUGCAGCAGCCGGCUAUGAGUAAUUCCUCUGUUACUAACUUGGGGUUUGAGCAGCAGAGGCAGCAGCAAGCUAUGAGCAGUUCCUCUCCUGUUACCAGUUUGGGAUUCGAUCCAAGGCUGAAACAACCCAUGGGUAGCUCUCCUUCCGUCACUAUCAUAGGGUUUGAUCAAAGACGGAAGCAACCCGUAAGUAGCUCUCCUUCUAAACCAAUCAUGGAGUUCGACCCAAGUCAAAAGCAGCCAUUAAGUAGCCCUUCUCCCCUUUCUAACAUGGUCUUUGAGCAAAGACAACUUCCCACCAUGGGUAGCUCUCCCCCGAUUUCUAUUUCAGGAUUUGAGUCAAGGCAACAACCAUCUGUCAGCAAUUCUCCACCCCUCUCCAACCUGGGGUUUGAGCAAAGGCAACAAUCAACUGUUAGCAACUCUCCACCCCUCUCCAACUUAGGGUUUGAGCAAAGGCAACACCAACCUAUGAGUAAUGCCUCCUCCAUCUCUAACAUGUCUUAUGAGCAACAAAGGAAUCAACCAGCGUUAUGUAAUGCUUCCCCCAUUUCGACCUUACCCUUUGAGCAACAAAGACAACAAUCAGUUAUGAGUAAUCCCAGAUCUGCUAAACCGGAUUCUGGUGAGUCUGUCACAAAGUGGCCCUUGCGGAUGGAUGGUGGCUUGGGUGGAUGCGUUGGCUUACCCGGGAAUCAGAAAGCUCCUGUCAUGAUGCAGCCUGAGACUGGAACUAUCAAGUGCCCUAUUCCGAGGAACAUGCCCGGCAGUGCUAAGAUCGGUCCAGCUGUACAGAACUCAAAUCCCGUUCUUAAGCGGCCUCUUACGGUUGACGACAAGAAAGACCAAGGUGGAUCGAUGAAUAAGAAGCCUAUGCAAAAAGCUUUGGGACCUCAAGGAUGCAGCAGGCUAGAAAGCAUCAGUGCUUUAGCUCAUCAAAAAGUGAGUCAGAGUGCAAGUGGUCGUGCACUAGGGCCUGCUCUGAACACCAACCUCAAGCCUCGUGCUCGUCAAGGGAGUGCCAAUGACCCACAGAGCAUUGCCGCUAGGGUUCGAAGAGAAAGGAUAAGUGAGCGGCUGAAAGUUUUGCAAGCCUUGAUACCUAAUGGUGAUAAGGUAGAUAUGGUGACCAUGCUGGAGAAGGCUAUCACCUACGUGCAGUGUCUGGAACUCCAGAUUAAGAUGUUAAAGAAUGAUUCUAUCUGGCCCAAGGCGCUUGGACCUCUACCAAACACUCUUCAAGAGCUUCUGGAGCUUGCUGGACCAGAAUUUUCUGGAACGGAAAGCAAGAAUGUAGAGGAGCCCCCAGCGAAGCCAAAGAAAUCAGCUCCUGACGUUAUUGAGUUCGACGGCAAUCAACCUUCUGCCGACAAAGAGUAGGAAAUACCAGUAGGAGUGUAUUAUGUCUACUUAUAUAAAUACUAUGUACGUAGUUGGUAAUAAGCAAAAGUUUUCAGGGGGGGUUUUAUGUGAGGUGAAAGCAGUGAAAUUACUGCUUUCUUUUCACGUAAGACCCCUAACCCUAGGUAGAGGUUGGACCUUGCUUUCAGUAGGUUAAUCCCUACUGCUUUUUUGGUGCGUUGGGUGGCUGACUUUGUAUUGAUUUUGAACCCAAGGUUUUGGUCCCGAAAAUGUGAAAGACUAGGGACUCCCCAUAAUCUGGACCUCACAAAUCCUAGUUUCAACUAGGCUCAAAAUUUUUCGGUGUGCGACGAGGCCUUGAAUCGUAUUGACUUAAGAAUACAUCCAAUGGACGCGAAAAUAAUCUAGACUUACCAGUUCUACUGCAUGUACUCUUGAUGCCGCGAAACAGGCAUCUGCACUCGAUCUACUUUUCUAAUUGAAUAGAAGUUGUACAACAACACUUGUGUUA
This is a messenger RNA of Physcomitrium patens, 4563 nucleotides long. RefSeq lists its product as uncharacterized. Gene Ontology annotation, molecular function: protein dimerization activity; DNA-binding transcription factor activity. NCBI's taxonomy places the organism in Eukaryota, Viridiplantae, Streptophyta, Bryopsida, Funariales, Funariaceae. Gene Ontology annotation, biological process: regulation of DNA-templated transcription. The record is from RefSeq and is a predicted model, not a curated record.